AUGGCAUCAGGAGGCCAUGGGAUGAGGGGUAGAGGGGAACCCCUCCACGCACCCCACCUCUCUGACAUCUACGCCAACAGUGCUAUCCAGCAACAGGACUAUUCUGCAACCAUCUGGCUCCGCAGCAAAGAGAAGCUGGAACAUUCUCAGCAGAAGUGCAUAGCCAUCUUUGCUCUGCUGUGCUGCUUCGCUGUGCUGGUGGCUCUCACCUUCUCCGCUGUAGACGUCUGGGGGGAGGACGAGGACGGACUCACAGAAGAGAACUGUAACAGACACUGUCGCAUUGUCCUUGUGGAGAACAUUCCGGAGGACCUCCCCCUUUCCGUAGAUGGUACAACCCACGUGCCCCUCUCCACAGGCCUCAACAGCCUAUUGGACCAGGCCAAGCACUCAGUGGAGGUGGUAUCUCCGGUCUGGAACCUCAACUCAUGGGACCAAGAGACAUGGCCCAACUCUGGCAAACAGGGCCAGCUUCUGUUCCAGAGACUGCUCAACCUCAAGACUCGGGAGGUUAAAUUGAAGAUUGCCAGCAGUCUCACAGACUCUGCUGAACUGCAGAAACUAACAGAGCAUGGUGCCGAUGUUCGCUUUGUGAAUAUGUCAGCUCUGACCGGAGGCGGACUGCACUCCAAUUUCUGGGUUGUUGAUAGGAAGCAUGUGUUCAUUGGCAGUGCCAGCAUGGACUGGAGAUCACUGUCCAAGAGGAAGGAGUUGGGGGUGAUGGUUUAUAACUGCAGCUGUCUGGCUAUAGACCUCCAUAGGGUCUUCUCCUUUUACUGGCAGCUCCAGUACAGAGACUACAUCCCUUCUAUCUGGUCCAAGAGAGUCACGGCCCUCUACGGCAAGGACAGCCCUGUAACGCUGUACCUCAAUGAUACAGAGGUUACCGCUUAUGUAUCGACCUCUCCUGACCUCUUCUGUCCUAAGGAUCGGGCCAAGGACAUAGAUGUCAUACAGCAUGUGAUGCAGGAUGCCAAGUUGUUCAUCUACAUCUCUGUCACAGACUACCUUCCACUACUCAUCAAAACGUCUGGAGGGUCUUUAGUUUCAAGAUACUGGUCUCCUAUCGAUGAGAUGAUACGUGAGGCUGUGGUCCUGAGAGGGGUCAAAGUUCGUAUGCUCAUUAGUUUCUGGAAGCAGACCCACCCGCUCACCUUUAACUUCAUUAUGUCCCUCAAGUCACUGUGCAUGGAGCUGGCCAACUGCUCCCUCGAAGUGAAGUUUUUUAGCCGGAGGGAGCAGAUGGCUAAUAGUCAACCAGGAAUCAACCACAAUAAGUACAUGGUGACCGACAGUGCUGUGUACAUAGGUAAUCACGACUGGGUGGGGAGUGAGUUUGCCUAUAACGCUGGGACCGGACUCGUCAUCAAACCAACACACACUCUCAAGGAGAGGGGCGCCACAAUCCUAGAGCAGGUGAAGGCUGUAUUCGAGAGAGACUGGCAUUCGCGCUACGCUAAAACCCUACAGGCCAGUAAUAGGACUCCGGAGGGUAGCAAAUACAGGAACCUCCACAACAACCAGAGGUCAAGAGUCUGACGGAUAACAAGGAGGGCAAAGAGACCUGGAAUGAGUCUAACGACCCCUAUUAAUAAGCUAUCAGCACAACUUUCCCUUUAACUUGUCAUGAAACAAAGGUGUAUUCACUAGGAACUAAACGGACGCAAACAGGCCGAAAGGGGGUGGGACCGAGUUAAAAUUGUACAAUAUGAAAAUCUCGUUUUGCUGCGGUUUGCUGUGGUGUGUACUAAUGAAGACACCCCAUGUUUGAUGACAGCCAAAUAUGGAUUAUGCUGAAGAUGCACAAAUCUGGUUAUGUGGACCAUUAUAUGCAUUAUUAUACGCAUGAGCGGCAUGGAGGUUGAACAUAAAAGACUAUUCUAAUGGUG
Molecule: messenger RNA, 1889 nt
Organism: Salmo salar (Atlantic salmon)
Lineage: Eukaryota; Metazoa; Chordata; Actinopteri; Salmoniformes; Salmonidae
Product: inactive phospholipase D5-like
Molecular function (GO): catalytic activity
Source: RefSeq, a predicted model, not a curated record